CAAACAAAUCUAAUACAUAAAUAAAAAAAUAAAAGUCGUGAACGAUUCUACUUAGUUCUGUUUUGUUUUGUUUGCGAGUACGAACAUUAACUAGUGCACAGUCCACCCCUGGGAAGUCACGUGGAUUCUCCUGUAUUCCAGCAACUAGGCAGGCGUAAGUGACUUUUGAAAGCUCGUACUACAGCGGAGUAUAAGUUAGUCAGCGAAGGCGAGCUCGACCAUUCGGAUCUGUCACGGACUGAGACUCGUUUCUAUUUGCUUCGAUUUAUUGGGAUUUUUUUUGAUAAAUAAACGGCCUACAUGUAUCGAAACUACGGGAACUUUAGCCGAGGAACGGAUCAGAACUUCCCCGAUAACAGUUCUGCAUCUGGGUCGAGCUCUGCAAGCGGUACUCAGGCUACCAGCACCGGUUCAACUCAGCAUCCAGAGCCAAAGUACUCGGUGGCGGGAUCCAGUCAUUUUGUCCCCACUCUGAAUGCCGUUACCUCAAGCCAAGACCUACAGUGGCUCGUGCAGCCCUCUGUUUUCCCAAUGCCAGGCCCAUCUAAGCAACCUCCCCGUCACCCUUACCCCCUGCCACCAAGACAUGCAUAUGUGAACCCUCAGCCCACCCAAUCACACCUUCUCCGACCAGGAGUCAUCAGGGCAGUAACCGGCUCAGGAAGCUCCACAAGACGCAGAAAUGAUGACCAUUUAUCUUCAGAAGAACUCGAAAGGCGAAGAAUUAGAAGAGAACGAAAUAAACUAGCUGCUGCUAAAUGCAGGACUCGUCGCCGUGAACUUACCGACUCACUUCAAAAUGAGACUGACGAGUUGGAAGAUAAAAAGUCACACCUGCAGAAAGAGAUCGCUGCGCUACAGAAGGAAAAAGAGAAGCUUGAAAUUGUUCUAGAGGCCCACCGACCCAUCUGCAAAGUUCAGGACUCAGAUUCAGACUCUGACUCCAAUCCUGUUCUUCCUAGCUUGGGAGGAAUUAAAAUUGAGCCAAAAGAUUUGGAACUUCCUGGACCCUCUAGAAAAUGUCAGGUUCCCCCCAAACAGGAAAAACCAAAGCCAAAAAUUACCAUUCCACCACAACCUUCAGCCUCUUCUGGCAGUAUGUAUCAAGAAUCAGAUUCCCUCCACACUCCAGUCCUCAUUUCCACACCUUCGUUCGCAUCUAGCCUAAUGUUCACCUAUCCUACUUCCUCUCUUGACACCAUUGCUACUACUUCACAAACACAGAGCCUUUCUGCCCCCUCCACGACUCAGCAUGGCAUGUCCCAGGCCUCACGCAAUCCAGAGCCAUGUGGUAUUGCCCAUCGGCGUAGCAGCAGCAGUGGGGAUCAGUCAGACCAAUCCCUAAACUCACCAACCAUCCUGACCAUUUAAGCUGUUUUUUCUAAUUGGAAACGAGUGCUCUGAAUGUUCACAGGUGUUUAAUACUGGGUCAGAGAAACACAAGUGUAUUUGUGAAUACACUGAAAUAUUUGUAUACAA
Messenger RNA from Silurus meridionalis, 1479 nucleotides. RefSeq names its product FOS like 1, AP-1 transcription factor subunit a (gene fosl1a). Gene Ontology annotation, molecular function: DNA-binding transcription factor activity, RNA polymerase II-specific; RNA polymerase II cis-regulatory region sequence-specific DNA binding. Gene Ontology annotation, biological process: regulation of transcription by RNA polymerase II. Gene Ontology annotation, cellular component: nucleus. The transcript has 4 exons. Lineage: Eukaryota; Metazoa; Chordata; Actinopteri; Siluriformes; Siluridae. The record is from RefSeq and is a predicted model, not a curated record. Bases 301 to 1371 code for a protein of 356 amino acids.